This is a messenger RNA of Neurospora tetraspora, 1276 nucleotides long. RefSeq lists its product as uncharacterized. The coding region runs from base 482 to 1114 and encodes 210 amino acids. The transcript has 2 exons. The record is from RefSeq and is a predicted model, not a curated record. Lineage: Eukaryota; Fungi; Ascomycota; Sordariomycetes; Sordariales; Sordariaceae.
ACAUCUUUCUCGCAACCAAAAACUACGCCUUCUACACUCGGGCAGGCAAAGAAUCAAUCCACCCAUUUUCCCUCCAUGUCUGUUGCCCUGAGCUUCGGGUCGGCGCAUAUCAUCAAUUCCCCAUGCGUUCAAUCCAUUCUUGCACUUACGGCUGUCUCGUACAGCUGGCGCGCGGACGGCACCCCCCCUUCGCGAACGAAAUGGUACCGACAAAGGAUGGCGGCUGUUGGUAAUACCUCCGUCUCCUGGACCUACGCAGCGUUGCUUGCUACUGCACUAGCCCUAGUGCGCGGGCUGCUACGCCAAUCCAGAUAGCGGCGCAUCUGAGACCGCUCGACUUGUUUCGUCCGAACUCGAUGAUCGACAACACGACGUUCCAUGUACACAGUAGACAACCAACCACUCUUCUCGCCAACACUUUUUAGUGCUCGACAUUACGAAAUAGCUUGUUCCCUCCAAUCUUUCAACCAACGGAAUCCGUAUGAUCUCGCUGUCCGCACUUUUGCACAUUAUCGAUAUGGCGCCAACGAGAAAGAAUGGUGUCGCCCUGUUGGGAGCACCAGGCGUCUCGCACAGCACAUCAGACGACACCGUGAUUGAGCAGCGUUUUCUAGCUCCACGCAUCAGCCGUUCUUUGGACCACUACCACUGCAAACGACCAUCCAUCCGAACUUCCUCGCCAACAUCAUCGUCAACACGCGCGAUGUAUUUCACGACCGUGAGAUCAUUCCACGCGAUUAUACUUCCUGUCAUUACGUUAGUUGUCUCCGGGCGCCCUCCAACAAACGCCUUCCACAUGAACAGCUCCCCAACGCUGCCGCUUUACCCGUUGGCCGCCGUGCCGCUCGGCGUGAACCAACUGGGAUUUCGUGCGCACAUCGAGACAAAGAUCGUGGUUGUUUGCCAUACCUCCGUCCACUCACCCAGCGAGUCGGGAAAGAUACAAGAUACACAGGCAAGACAAGGAAAGAUACCAGUCCAAGGGAGAGCGAUACGCCGAUGGUUAGGACUUGAAUGGAUACCGUUAUGUGCCCGCUCUGGUCAUCCGUUCGAUUUCUGCCUUCUAGUUUCUCCAUUUCGCCGUGCUUGUCGUCCUUCUCCUGAUCUAAGGUAAUUGAUGACACCAUGAAGGAUAUAUUUGACCUUGCCAAAAUCCUCACGACCACUUCGGAUCCUAGCUCAGCCUAUACUCGACCCUCCCUGACUUCACUCGACCCCAUAGAAUUUGCAGCGACAUUUUAGCCAGGAUGGAUUGGCUCAAAACCGAAUUGGGCAC